Molecule: messenger RNA, 1553 nt
Organism: Pseudophryne corroboree (corroboree frog)
Lineage: Eukaryota; Metazoa; Chordata; Amphibia; Anura; Myobatrachidae
Exons: 2
Coding region: 88-759 (223 amino acids)
Source: RefSeq, a predicted model, not a curated record
GUGAAGCGAUUGAACCUGUACCUCCUUGACCGGCAGCGGGAGUACUUGGAUGGGUUAUCUGCCCACCCUUCUCCAAAGCAGUGGUCAAUGCUGGCCAAGGUCACCCUCACACAGUUGAUCCUCUUCAACCGCAGGAGGGAAGGUGAGGUGUCCAAGAUGCGGCUAUCCUCAUUUGAAUCACGGCACACAGCUGACCUGCAGGGUGACGUGGCCCAGGCCCUCUCGGAGAUGGAGAAGGCUCUCUGUCACCACUUCACCCGUAUUGAGAUACCUGGUAAAAGAGGCAGGAAGGUUCCCAUCCUGUUAUCCCCAUGCAUGCAGAAAGCCAUGGAGAUCCUGACCGAGAAGAGGGCAGAGUGUGGUGUCACCCCUGAAAAUUUCUACAUGUUUGCCAGGCCAGCCGCCUUAUCACACUUCAGGGGAUCCGACUGCAUUCGUCUCUAUGCCCGGGAGUGUGGGGCCAAGCAUCCCGAAGCACUGUCCUCCACCCGCCUCCGGAAGCAUGUAGCCACCCUUUCCAGGGUCCUCAACCUAAGCGACACCGAGAUGGACCAGCUAGCCGAUUUCCUCGGACAUGACAUACGGGUGCAUAGACAGUAUUAUCGUCUUCCAGAAGGUACCCUGCAGCUGGCCAAGUUAAGCAAGCUCUUUGUGGCCCUGGAGCAAGGGAGAAUGGCUGAGUUCAGGGGCCGCAGUCUGGAGGAGAUCUCCAUUGAUCCAGAUGGUAAGUAUCACUGGACAAGUGUCUCCAGGGACUGACACUGUAAGUGGGCUGGUGUGACGGGGUUUACUGUCUUUCUCUAUUUCCAGAACCAAUCCAGGUGGCAAGUGAUGACUCUGGGGAUGAGCCAGAGAGGCAAGCCAGUGAGGUGACAGUGGUGCACACCGAGAAAGAAGCAAACAGUGUGGCAGUGGAGGGAGCCAUUCCUAAAGGUGACAGCAGAGGUGCUAAGAGAAAACCAUGGACCCCAGCGGAAGUCAGAGCCGUUGAAAGACACAUGAUGCGGUUCAUCCACUCCUGCAAGGUUACGGGCAAGAAGGAUUGUGAUGCGUGCCUACGGGCUGAAACCCAAGCACUGAAGGCUCGGAACUGGCUUUCAAUUAAAUUCUACAUAAAGAACAGAAUAACUGCGAUAAAGAGAAAGAACAUGAACUAAAUAAAUAAUAAAUAAGUAAACAAACACAUGCAUCCAUACACAAAUAAAUAAAUAAAUAAAUGAAUAAAUAAAUCAAUACAUAAUAAAAUGUGGGUGCCAUUGCACCCAUUGGCCACCUGGGGGGAGGGUGUCACACAUAAAUUGAUCCAUAUAUUAUGUCCCCAUGGUCCCCUCCCAGGCCACGCAUGCCCGCACCCUCUGUCCCCUUGCACAGGCUACAGGCUGGGCCCUUCCAGGGGUAAGGGAAAUGGUGUCCCCAUGAGGGAUGUUCCAUACAUGGGUCCCGAUGAGGUCACAAAAACAAGUGUGUGUGUGUGUGUGUGUGUGUGUGUGUGUGUGUGUAUAUAUAUAUAUAUAUAUAUAUAUAUAUAUUUAUUUAUUUUACCAUCAUGUUUA